AUGGUAAAUACACAUCUGAGGGUUCCAACAGCGGCGGCACGUUGCACAUUACUUUCAGAGUUAGCUUACUCAAAACGACUCGUUUAUACUAAGAGAAGCAAAGAUGCAUACCUCGAAAUCGCAUACCGCGAAGAAGACAAAAGAAAAACUUAUUAUGGCAAACCUGGGGGACCUGGUGGACCUGGAGGUCCGGGAGGACCUGGGGGACCAACAACAAAGCGACCAGGAUCUCCGGGCGGACCUGGGGGACCUGGAGGUCCCGGUGGUCCUGGUGGACCUGGUGGUCCUGGUGGUCCAGGAGGCCCAGGUGGUCCAACAAAGAAACCUGGAAAGCCUGCAAAAACCACAACCAAACCCCCAGGAACACCUGGUGGUCCUGGCGGUCCGGGGGGCCCUGGGGGACCAGGGGGUCCAGGAGGACCAGGAGGCCCUGGGGGUCCAGGAGGUCCAGGAGGUCCAAAUGGUCCUACAACUGCUCCUCCAGGAAAACCCGGAGGACCUGGAGGCCCCGGGGGACCAGGAGGACCAGGAGGUCCAGGCGGUCCUGGAGGCCCGAAAACGGCUCCACCUGGUCAACCAGGAGGCCCUGGAGGACCGGGUGGUCCUGGAGGCCCAGGAGGCCCUGGAGGACCGGGUGGACCUGGAGGUCCAGGAUGUGUCAUGCGCCCAGGAGCGAAAACAACGCCAAAAAGCGGCCCAACAAAGCCUGGAGGUGCAAAGCCAACAACCGGAAAGCCUUGUAUCACUAUUCCACCAGGCUUUACUGUCGUGAAGAAACCAACAACUAUUCCUACGCGGCCAGUCGGACCAUCUGGCCCCACAACAGGACCUGCUGCCACAACAGCGCCUAACAAAGUGUGCAAAGUAAAGAUGGACAUUGGCUUCGUAAUCGACGCAGCCGGCGGCCUUAAGAAAGUAUUCCACUACAUAAAGAAAUUCGUCUUGGAAUUGGUGGAUUCCUUUACUGUCUCCAGUCAGAAUGUCCGGAUUGGUUUAAUUACGAACUCUUAUCGCCCUGCAGUCAAGAUAAGCUUUGGUCAGUUUAACAAGCCGACCCAAAUAAAACGCAUCACCCGCCUGCUACAGCCCGACGGUGGAGCACGCCUAUCAGGAAAAGCGCUAACCCUUGCAUUAAAGCGGCUCUUUCCCGCUAGCAAGGGCAAGAAAACGUUGGUUUACCUAACUGCGGGUAAAUCGUCCGACCGAGUGCUUGGCCCAGUACAACAGCUUGUUGCUAUGGGAGUAAAUAUCUUCAGUAUCGGCGUUGGAACUAAUGCUGAUCUCAGUGAGAUUCUCACGGUAGCUAAAGAUCCUCAGCACUCGUACAAGACCAACUUUAGAGGCCUGGGAACUAUAGUGAAACGCAUUAAAGACAAAGCGUGUGCAGGUUGGUAUGCCUUUCCUGAUUUGAGAGGCAAUUUUGAAGGAGAAAUUAAGGAGUGUCAGCAGACAGUCUAUCAAAAAUGGGAAAACCUGUAG
This is a messenger RNA of Pocillopora damicornis (cauliflower coral), 1479 nucleotides long. RefSeq lists its product as uncharacterized. Lineage: Eukaryota; Metazoa; Cnidaria; Anthozoa; Scleractinia; Pocilloporidae. The record is from RefSeq and is a predicted model, not a curated record.